GAGAUGCUGACUCCGCCCCUUCCGGGUAACAAGCCCCACCCUAGUGUGCAGAGGCGUCCCUAGGACCUAAUGGAGACAAUCGGAGCCCAGGACAUGCCGGGAUUGAGAAACUACGAGGUGGCGGUGGAGGCGGAGGAGGAGAUCUACUGGGGCUGUUUCUACUUUUUCCCCUGGCUGCGAAUGUGGCGCAGGGAGAGGAGCUCGGCGCACCCCCGGGAGCAGAAGCUGGAGCCUCUGCGAGGCCUGAUGAGCUGUCUAUCGAGCGGCCUGGGCCCUGCUCCCCAGCGCUCAGGUCGUGGCCUUCUCUGCCGCACUCCCGCUACUGCUGUCCAGCCAGCCGGUGCAUUAAAAAUUUAAAGCCAAGCUCACGGUACUGCCUUCCUGACUGCCGCCCCUGCCGCCGUUCGACUUAGGAGCUCCUCUUUUUCACACCUGCUGCUUCCUUAUUCAAAGGGCCUCUGCCGGGUAGGGUGCCCUUCCAGGUCAAGGCUCCUGUCAUUUCUAAGGGCCCCUCAUCAAUGUCCGGCUUCCUGUUGCUGUCAGUGACUGCCUUCUUUCCCUCUGUCCUCCAAAAACUCCGGUCAUUGUUAGUAACCUACACGGGAACAUCCAAAUAAUCCUGGUCUAAUCUCCUUCCAUACUUUAUCCCCACACUGAUAUGCUCUACAACCCUGGCUGUCCUUCACCACCUUCCUCCUAGCCAAGACUUUGCCAGGUAUCUGAAGACUCUUCCCUUCCUCGGAGUGAAUCAGACAUUUUAAGCCAGGGCUGUAGGGUGUAGACUAUUAUUGGGAAGAGGAGAAGAUUCCUAGAACCUGCCUAUUGUAGCCUGUCUCUGAAGAGCAACGUGGGGUGGGGCCUUUCCUACAGUUUAAUAUCCCAAGCUGCUUCCUCCAAUCUGAUCCAAAUUUUAGAGAUACUUACCAUCAGCCAACCUUGAAGUUUUUGCCUCUUCUCUAUAAGUGCUUCGCCCUGCCAGCCCUUUUUGUCAUGUCAGCUAAUCAGCCUGGGACCCACUAACUCCUAAAACAACAAGAGUCAGGGACUGCUAUGUGUGCCUGCUUUCAGUUAGAGGCUGGCUCAGGGAAUUAAGUUACAGAGACAGCCCAGUUUUUAGCUGGAGCCAAUGCUGACUUUCAGCCUGGGGCUGCUCCUGCCACAGCAGAUUGUGGCUGGAGAGGACUUGGCCUUAUUUUUGGAGAAGCUAAAGGGGAGAGAUUUGUUUUCUGCCUUCCAAAGGUCUCUGGACUGAGAAGUCCAGGAAAGACCACAAAAUAUGUGCAAGCAACCAGCUGAUGAACAAGGUCUGUGAGAAGAUGAUGGAUCCAAGAGAUCUCCUUGGAAUAUUCUCAGUAGCCACACCCAAGCUCUGGAGAACAUGUCCAGAUUGGGAGUGGGAGAGGCAUCCUAAGCCCUCUGCUACCAAAAAUUCUGGAUGAGUGACCUCUGUGUUCACUUUCAAGAAAGUCCCCAGGCUCUUUAACCAUUUCCUCAUAAUGUCUAUCCAGCCCUGGGCCCACAGCUCACCAGGAUACUGUCAGAAGACUUGAAGAUCCCUGGGACAAAUUGUAGAGAGGGACCCUCAGGCUUCACCUGGACAGGAGGAGGAGAGGCUCAGCUUUUCAGCCUGGAAGGUGACUAGUCCAUUCUGUGGGAGCUGAAGCCCCUCCUAAAUGUUGAGGCAGCACUGUAGCAGAAAGGGCCACCCAGAGAAGGUAUGAAUGAAAACUUGGGCCAGGGAUUUAGCUCAGUGGUUCUGGUGCCUGCCUCACAAACACAAGGUCCCGAGUUUGAUCCCCGGUACCAAAAAAAAAGAAAAAGAAAACUUACCCCAUAGAGUGAGUGGCCCCAGAACAGAAAACUAAAGAUACCCCUACCACAUCCAGAAAAGGCCUGGAUUAUUGAUGUAUGACUCCAUUUAUGUUUCAAAUACAGAGCAGGACUUGAAGGUUAAAAUCCCCAGCUAGGAAUGGUACAUUCUUCAAGGAGCCUGGGCCACUGACACAGAAACUGACUCUGUCCCAUCCUAGGCAGUUUCUAGCAUUCCAGAAACAACUGGAUUAGGAGGGGUCCAAAUGUUGCAUCUAGACACAGGAAAGAAGGGAGGAAAGCCUGGGUAUGAGAUUAGGAUAGGAAGGAGAUACAGUUGGGGCUAUAGCUGGAGAAUGGGAUCCAGAAGAUGUAGGGACUAUAAAUGGGUAUUAUGAAACAGGGGUGGGGGUGUUCUUCCAGACCCACAGUGGAAGGAGGCUGGAAUUUGAGUAGAACAAAACAGACAUAAUUUACUCUUGAGUCUGAUGUCUCAACAAGGCAGGGAUUGAGUCUAGAAACCCCAGGCCUCUGCUAACAAACUCCCAUUCCUGGAACAGAACUAGGCAAAAACAGGAAGGUAAGAUUUUUUUGUGCCUUCCACAUAUGACAUCAGCAAUCUGGCACCAAAGAACUUCUAUCUCCUUUCAUGCGUCUUACCUUUUCUGGUCUCAUCUUCCCCACCAUCUCCCACACAUCUUUCCUCACCAUCUCCAGAGGACCCCCAAAACCAAUGAAGUCACCUUUCAGUUUCUCGGAAUGUAGCUGGCCCCAGCCAAGACCUCUCCUCAGCCAGAGGAGGGAUCCAUUCCCAACUAUUUCUCCUGAUAAGACAAGCAGGCCAGGGCAGGAAGGCAAGUUAGUCCUGGCCUGUCCUCUGUUUCUACUCCAUCUGCAACUCCUGUAUGAGAAUGAAUAUGCUAAUAUGAAUAUGUGAUUGGAUGGUUGUGGAAACACAGCUGUGUGGGAAUGGGUCUUUGAAUGUAACUAGAACUGUAUAAUUUUUGUCUAUAAUGGUACAAUCAUGGGUGUGGCUGUUAUUCAUGGGAAUAUGAAUUUGAAUGUCUAUUAUUAGAUGUUAUUGUGGAUCCCCAGCUGUUGUUAGUCACUGUACCAUCAGCCCCCAUAUCAUGUACACCCUCUCCCCCUACUUCUCUGAUGAGGGCUCAAGAGCCUAUCAAAUAAUAGUCCUAGAAGAGGAAGGGGUCCAUGGCAACAGUCCAGGAAUUUGAGUUCAGGAAUGUCACAAGAUAAGCAGUACAUCUCCACCUGUCUCUGACUCACCUGAUGCCCCAGGUAAAAUGCACACAGAUAAAAGGUAAGGGAGAAGGAGCAGAGAGAAGCAAGUAUCUCAGCUGAGAAACAUAAAGAAACUCUUCUCACCCACCAGCAUCUUCAUGCUGCUGCUGUUAUUCCUGAGCCUAGACCCUGAAGCAGCAUUGCUACUGCCGCCCAGCACUAGCUGCUGUACUCAGCUCUACAGACAGCCACUCCCAAACAAGAUACUGAGGAAGGUCAUCUGAGUGGAACUGCAAGAGGCUGCUGGGGACUGUCACCUCCAGGCUUUUGUGCUUCACCUGGCUCGACGCAGUGUCUGCAUUCAUCCCCAGAAUCGAAGUUUGGCUUGGUGGUCUGAGUGCCAAGGGAAAAGGCUCCAGCGGAGUCUGCCCAACCUGAAUCUGGAGCUUCAAGGGGAAAUAGUCUGGAGCAGCCAACACCCAAAAUAAUAAAGCAUUAUUGGACAAUAA
This is a messenger RNA of Heterocephalus glaber (naked mole-rat), 3557 nucleotides long. Lineage: Eukaryota; Metazoa; Chordata; Mammalia; Rodentia; Bathyergidae. The record is from RefSeq and is a predicted model, not a curated record.